UGUCUGUGCUGCUGCCUGUGCUGCUGCUGCUUGCUGCCUGUGCUGCUGCUGCUGCUAGUGUGGGUGCAAUGGAUGGCCCACGGUGCAAUGGGUUUCGCAAGAAGAGGAGAUCCAAAUCCCAAAGGGAUAGGGAGGUGAGGUCCAACGGAGGAUUAGGGGUUGCCAGGACUGGUUCUUUGAUUUCUUCUUCUGGAUCUGAAAGAGAAGACAAUGGGAACCCGGCUGCUUCUUCCUUGUCCAGACCAAAGCCCCCCAGGAGAAAAAGGAAAGAGUCCUCUUCGGCUGAAGAAGACAUCAUUGAUGGAUUUGCAAUGGCCAGCUUUGUGACUUUUGAGGCGCUGGAGAAAGAAGGUGCCUUGAUGCCGGAUGAGCGAGAAGCCAAGCAGCAGACUCCUCUCAAUAAAAAGAAGAGGGAGAUUUUAAGCAACGGACUGUCUUAUAAACUGCAAAAGAACAACAAGUAUAAUCACCACUAUGGCUCAGACAGGGAAAAUGACCGUAACCUCUGCCAAAAGCUGGGAAAGAAAAGGUUUCAGAAGAGGCUCAACCAGCUGAAACCACUACAGAACAACCACAGAGACAGUGACAGCGAAAGUCCAAACAGAGACUCAAAACCUUCGCAAAGAGGCACUUCACAUGAGCGACUAAGUGAUAGCUCAGCUGCCUCCAGCCUGGGAACUGGAUACUUUUGUGACAGUGACAGUGACCAAGAAGAAAAGGUUUCGGAUGCCAGUUCAGAAAAAUUCUUCAGCACCAUCCCAAAAAAUGAUUCCGAGCUGGGUGUCAGUUUACUGACAACAAACAGCAGCAAAGAUGCUUCAGAUCCAAUUCUACCCAAAGUGUCGGGACUAGAGAGAAGUCAAGAGAAGAGCCAAGAGAGCACCCAGGAGUUGCAGUUUGACACGGUGGUGUGUAAUGAACUGUGCCCACCAUCUCUACCUGCAGUGCAACCUGAAAUAGAAACACAACCGUGUCUCUCAUCUCCUGGACCAGUUGUAAUUUCCCUUUCAGAGACACCAACACAAACACAGCCGGAGCCUCCUCAGCUUCCUCAUGCUCCUCUAGAGCAAGAAGCACCAUUGCCACCUCAGCCACAAGUGCAGCUGCCACCAAAGGCUCAGCCACUUCCUCAACCACCUAUUCAGCCAAGCUCUCCAGCAGUUCAGACACGACCUCCUUCCCAGUCAUUGCCCCAAAAUGUGUGCAGCUACAACAGCAGCAGCCUGAGUGUGAACAGUUUAAGCAGCAGCAGAAGUAGCACUCCUGCCAAAAGUCAAGUGCCACCGUCUCACCUGUCUCAUCAUCCUUCAGCUUCUCCGUAUCCUCUGUCUUUACCAAGCCGCAGUCCCUUACAUAGCUUUACACCCACCAUCCAACCUCCGCAACACCAGCACCACCCAAAUAUGUUUGCCCCACCCGCUGCUUUACCUCCUCCACCACCACUGACUUCAGGGACCCUUCAAGUUCAAGGACACCCAGCUAAUAGCACUUACUCAGAACAAGACCUUCUCAGACAGGAACUGAACACACGGUUUUUGGCUUCACAGAGUGCAGAUCGUGGAGCAUCAUUAGGCCCGCCACCCUACCUAAGGACAGAGUUUCACCAACACCAGCAUCAGCAUCAGCACCAGCACCAGCACACUCAUCAGCAUACACACCAGCACACCUUUACACCUUUUCCGCAUGCCAUCCCGCCAACUGCCAUCAUGCCAACUCCAGCACCGCCCAUGUUUGACAAAUACCCUACAAAAGUUGACCCCUUCUACCGUCACAGUUUAUUUCAUUCAUACCCUCCAGCUGUAUCUGGCAUUCCUCCCAUGAUUCCUCCCACUGGUCCCUUUGGAUCACUACAAGGGGCUUUUCAACCUAAGACUUCCAAUCCCAUUGAUGUUGCAGCUAGACCUGGAACUGUCCCACACACUCUGUUGCAGAAAGACCCAAGGUUGACAGAUCCUUUCAGGCCUAUGUUGAGGAAACCUGGAAAAUGGUGUGCCAUGCACGUGCAUAUUGCCUGGCAAAUAUACCAUCAUCAACAAAAGGUCAAAAAACAGAUGCAGACAGAUCCGCACAAGCUGGAUUUUGGCCUAAAGCCUGAGUUUUUGAGCAGGCCACCAGGUCCAAGCCUCUUUGGAGCUAUUCAUCACCAUCCGCACCACCAUGACUUGGCACGCCCUUCCACACUGUUCACUGCUGCCGGUGGAGCACACCCAGCUGGCGGACCUUUUGGUCCUCCACCUCAUCACAGUAAUUUUCUUAACCACUCUGCUCAUCUUGAACCAUUUAAUCGUCCACCAACAUUCACUGGUCUUGCUUCCGUGGGAGGAAAUGCCUUUGGGGGACUUGGCAAUCCCUCAGUUACAUCCAACUCAAUGUUUAGCCAUAAAGAAGGGCCAAAUCUUCAGGGUUUCAAUAAUCCUCACGAACCAUGGAAUCGACUUCAUCGAACGCCACCUUCGUUCCCAACACCUCCUCCCUGGCUUAAACCUGGAGAGCCUGAGCGCAGUUCUUCUGUUACAGCUCACGAUCGAGAUUCAGAGAAAAGAGAAUCGUCAUCCAAAGAUGAUAAAGAAAGGGAAAGCAAUGAGAAAAGGCACUCCAGUCAUCCUUCACCAGCACCUGUUAGUCAAGUUAAUUCAUUGGGACAUAAUCGCAGUUUAUCUGAACAAAGUAGAAACCACCUAAAUAAUGAGAUACGAGACAAAGAAAAGACCAAGGACCGUGAAAGGGAUCACUCUGAUUCAUGGAAAGAAGCUAACGUGGAAGAGCACAAAGCAAAAGAAAACCAUAUUUCUGAAAAGGAAAGCAUUGUACAUGAGAACAGAGCUGCAGAGGAAGCCAAGCAACUCUCAAGGGUGCCCUCCCCUUAUGUUAGGCCACCAGUGAUGGAAAGCACUAGACCUAAUAGCACUUCAAAUAGAGAUGAGAGAAAAAUUGAGACAUAUGACAGUCAAAAGAAAAGUAACGAUGUCAAAGUAAAAGAGGAAAGAAAGGAAGAUCAUGAUGUUUUAGUUUCUGAGGCACCAACUGUGCAUAGGUCCUCUGAACAACCUCCUCCAAUAUCUACAUCAAAUGUUCAUCCAAGCCAUUUAGGAUCCAUGCCAAUGGCUGUGGGCGUAACAGGGAUGCACCCAAUGAACAGUAUUGGCGGCUUAGACAGAACUCGUAUGAUGAAUCCUUUCAUGGGUAUAAGCCCAAUCCCAGGUGGUGAACGUUUCCCUUAUCCAUCAUUUCAUUGGGAUCCUAUGAGAGAUCCACUAAGAGACCAUUACAGAGGACUAGAUAUUCAUAGGCGUGACCCCCUUGGAAGAGAUUUUUUGUUGCGAAACGAUCCACUUCAUCGACUUGGCACGCCUAGAUUAUAUGAAACAGACAGAUCAUUUAGAGACAGGGAACCCCACGAUUACAACCAUCAUCACCACCAUCAUCUUUCUGUUGACCCACGUAGGGAACACAUAGAAAGAACAAGCCAGUUGGAAGAGAGGGAACGGUUACACAUGCUUCGAGAGGACUAUGAACAUGCCCGUUUACAUGCAGUUCAUCCAGCUGCAUUGGACGGCCACCUGCCUCACCCAAGUUUAAUUACGCCAGGACUUCCAAGCAUGCACUAUCCCAGGGUCAGUCCCACAGCUGGACAUCAAAAUGGACUUCUUAAUAAGGCUCCGCCAACAGCAGCACUAAGUGCCCCCCCUCCCCUAAUUUCUACUUUGGGAGGCCGACCAGGAUCUCCCAGGAGGACUACUCCAUUGGCCGCAGAGAUAAGAGACAGACCUCCUUCUCACACUUUGAAAGAUAUCGAAGCACGGUGAAUCUAAUAAAUGGAGCUUGAGGACAAUUAGCCUGAUUUAAAUCAGAGCAAGACUUGACAUACAAUCUUUGUACAAAUGUAAAGCCUCUAAAAGAGCAAUGAUUUUCACUUUUUGUAUAUUAUAUGUUGCAGAUUUCCAGAUCUUUUAGCCAAUUCAAAUGUUUGUCUUUGAUUGAUUUAUUUUACUAAUGUAAAGCAUUUGAUUGGGACUGAAGGAAAUAAUUCAUUAGACCUAUUUGGACUGUAUCAGACUUGUGAUAUGGAAAGAAAAUGUAAAUAUGUAUUUACAAUGA
Molecule: messenger RNA, 4098 nt
Organism: Nanorana parkeri
Lineage: Eukaryota; Metazoa; Chordata; Amphibia; Anura; Dicroglossidae
Gene: AUTS2
Product: autism susceptibility candidate 2
Exons: 20
Coding region: 69-3806 (1245 amino acids)
Source: RefSeq, a predicted model, not a curated record